Oppia nitens is the source of this 1767-nucleotide messenger RNA. Its product is annotated as ankyrin-1-like. Bases 1 to 1767 code for a protein of 588 amino acids. Gene Ontology annotation, molecular function: protein binding. The record is from RefSeq and is a predicted model, not a curated record. The transcript has a single exon. Lineage: Eukaryota; Metazoa; Arthropoda; Arachnida; Sarcoptiformes; Oppiidae.
AUGACAGACAAUAAACUCAACGAUCAGUUUUUUAAUGUAAAAUGUGUUGAAUUGAACAACGAGUUGAUGAUUGGUGUGACAGCACUACACCUAUCGGUGAUGAAGAAUGAGAUGAAUCAAACCAAACGAUUGUUGAGAUCCGGCGCUGAUAUCAAUCUUAAGACUGGAUCAGUGUCUACAAAGACGAGUCAAAAAAUGAUGAAAGAGUUGUCACUCGAAGGACACAAUAUUAUCCGAUACUCACCGUUACAUUUGGCUGUUAUUAUAGGUUCGCAACCAAUGAUUCAAUUACUUAUUGACCGCAAAGCAGACAUCGAGGCCACUGACCAUAACUGGUUGCGACCGAUUGAACUAAGUGUGAGUCUAAAGAAGCCGAAAGUGACCGCUUUGCUCAUCAAAAAUAAUGCUCAAUACAAGAGUUCAUACUAUAAUCACUGGCCACUACUGUUCCGAGCAAUUGAUUCACAGGACCGCCAUUUGGUUGCAUUGUUUGGCCGAUUACAGACACGAAGUCUUUACUAUAAGAACGAGACACCCAUUGAAUACGCGAUGAAAGUAUUUCCCGAAUGUGUGACAAUUCUUAUUGAUUUUGGACGACAAUUGCAUUUUCCGAAUGACACGACUGGAGAAACACCGCUUCACUUAGCAGUUCGUUACAAACGUGACGAUUGGGUGAAAGAGCUUUGCUAUAAUACAUGUAACCCGAAUGUGGCCAACAAUGAUGGCGAUCGUCCGCUACAUUUAGCCGUCAAAUUUAGAUGCGACUCUCAAAUGCUAUUAAUAUUACUCGGUUUCGGUGCGGAUCCAAACUUCAGAAAUUAUUGCAAUCAUACAGCACUGAGUUUGGCCAUCGAGUUGAACAACACUGAAGCCAUUAGUUUGUUAUUAAGAUAUCGAAGCAAUUGGUCGCCACUAAAGUCAAAAUUGUCUGAAUUGGAGCAUUCAAUUAGAUUCCAUUAUUUUAAUAUUACUUUUGAUAUACUGAAGACUAUUAAUCAAAAGAUAAACAAACUCUUUGAAGACGAACCGCUCAUUUGGUUCUUUCUUAAGCAUUGUGUUAACGCUGUUGACAACGAAAUUAUGGUAAAUAUCAUUAAAAGAAUAAUUGAAAUGACAGACGAUAUCAAUACUUUGCAUUGUAUUUGGGGAACACCUCUUCAUUAUUUAAUUUACGCCAACAUUUGUAAACCUAAUACUCUGUAUUUGAAAUUAUUCAAAGAGUUGAUGGCAUCACAAAAGUGUGACAUAAAUCAAAAUUUUAAACCAAAGGAUGCCAUUUAUAAUGGAGAGACUGUAGAAGUAGACAGAAUUAUGGCGAGUGGUUCACCACUUUCUUUUGCAUUGCAAAUGAAUAAAUGCGGUGACUUUGCUGUCUAUCUGAUCAAAAUGGGAGCUAAUUAUGAAGAUAUUGAUUGGGAGAACAUCUACUUCGCUCCGGACAACACAAUGGCAUUCAAAAUGUUAAUAACAAUGAACUGCAAAUUCCCAAAAAAUUUUAGUACUUAUUCUGAUCCGCGUCACGACGAGUCCGUACCCGACGAUGAAUAUGAUUAUUAUAUUGAAAUGUUUGAUAAAUUUAUCAAAUGGAUGAAUAAACGGCUUUCUAAACCAUUGACACUAAAAGAAAUAACUCGUAAUUUUAUACGUAAACAAUUUGAGACCGAAAAGUGUCGACAACUUAUGACAAACAGUGAUCGACUGUUUGCAAACCAAUUACCAAAAUCAUUGAUAAAUUAUCUCAAGUUUUUUAAUGACGAUAUAAACUAA